Molecule: messenger RNA, 600 nt
Organism: Micromonas commoda
Lineage: Eukaryota; Viridiplantae; Chlorophyta; Mamiellophyceae; Mamiellales; Mamiellaceae
Exons: 1
Coding region: 1-600 (199 amino acids)
Source: RefSeq, a predicted model, not a curated record
AUGCCGGACUUCUCCUUCGUCACCUGCGGGAGCACCAUCAAGCUUCAGCACGCGAGCACCAAGGCCAAGCUCCACUCGCACGAGAUCACCUACGGCAGCGGAUCCGGCCAGCAGAGCGUCACCGGGUUCCCCAAGCCGAACGACUCCAACAGCUACUGGACGGUCGAGGCCAAGCACGGUGAGCGGUGCGUCCUCGGCGUGCCCCUGCAAAACGGCCACAGGUUCAGGCUCAUGCACGCCAACACGCGCAAGUGGCUGCACUCCCACCUCCACCAGUCCCCCAUCACCGGCAACCAGGAGGUGAGCUGCUUCGGCGAGGGACCCAAGGGCGACGAGGGCAACGUCGACGACGACUGGAUCCUGGAGACGUCCAACCCGAAGGGCUGGGUGCGGGACGAGAAGAUCCGCCUGAGACACGCCAGCACCGGCAAGUACCUGCACUCGCACAAGCAGAAGUACGGGCGCCCAAUCGCCGGGCAGUUCGAGGUGUGCGCCGUGCAAGGGAAGGACUCGAACAACCUGUGGUUCGCCGCGGAGGGCAUCUACAUGCCCAUCGACGAGGAAGAGAUGGCCGCGCAGGGUAAGAAGGACGAGCUGUGA